UUCUCAAGCAAGCCAACCCGGAGCAUGCCCUGUCGACUCGCCUGCUGGCUGCCUACUUUGAAAUUCCCCCGAGGUUUUUUCAGGACAACUUUGAACAAACUGGCAGCUUCCAGGUCGCUGCUACGCUCCAGUUCAUCCAAGAGUUUGAGUACUCGGCUCGUAACGACAGUCAGCAGCCCACGAGUCAUGAUCAACUGCCGUGGCUUGCCAUCGCUGUUGACGGAAUUCAACAGUUGCUUGGCUUUUCGAGCUGGCACAACGCUCAACGUCAACGUCGGCUGCUGGACAAGACUCUCGCGUCACUCAAGGCUGCCGUUAAGCGCCCCGCAGCGCGACUCUUUGUGCUUUACGCUGGCACUUUGUCCGACGAACUCACCACUGGCCUGAUUGAGUCGUUCCACUCUCAAACCUCAACUUCAAGCAAGUUUGACUUGGAUGAGGAGGGGGUGCCUGAACCCAAGCGCGUGGAUGCAAACCUCGAGAGCCAGUUGCAUCCUUCCGGUGGCAUACCAUGCCACAUUGAGAAGGUUCUUGGUGUGAUGGCAAGCGGCGCGGCGGCUAAACUCUGUCUGAAUACCCGCACGUUUAUCGAACUCGUGCACUUCUUUGCGUGGGAGCAUACUGUGGCCAUCCUUUUCAACUUGCGAUUGAUUGUACUUGUCGCCAAAGCACUGCUGGAUCAUGCUGACGCUUCGAAGCAGCUUGACAGUUCAAAGCUUGGCGUUUCAAAGAAGCUUGACGCUUCAAAACAGCUUGACGCAUCAGACCAGACUGGUGCACCACAGCUGCCGGCUCACAUUGAUGUACCGCUGAGUCGGCUGCUACCUGGCGUCAAGUUUGGUGCGGGAUGUGAGGAACUCCAACUUCGGUUGCCACUGAGCAAUUGGAGGGAAGACCUGGAGUGCAUGAUGAAGCUCGACAAUGCUGAAUGUACGCUCGCGACUCACAUUGAGCCGGCUAUUGACUUUUACAUGCAUGCUCAAGUCGUCGAGAAAACUAGCGGCAAACUGCGUCCGGCAGUCCUUGGACUGCAAGUAAAGCAUCAUGAGUCUCUUCGUCUCACCACCCAAGACGAGAUUGAGCGGCUGGAAACGAAUGCUCGGAAGGAACUCGCCCGAAAGUGUGUCAUGGAAGAAGACACUGUGAUUCUUGUCGGAGUCAUGUUGGCGUCUCGAGUGACGAUUGCAAAUCCGCCACCGCUUUCGUGGGUGAUGCACCGCGGCGACCUGGAGCAAUUCGCUCAAGGCUUCCAGAUGACAGUUCCUUGA
This is a messenger RNA of Capsaspora owczarzaki ATCC 30864, 1268 nucleotides long. RefSeq lists its product as hypothetical. The annotation marks the transcript as partial. NCBI's taxonomy places the organism in Eukaryota, Filasterea, Ministeriida, Capsasporidae. The record is from RefSeq and is a predicted model, not a curated record. The transcript has 3 exons.